GGGGCUCGGCGGCACACAAUGAGCGCGCCGGGCCGGGCGGCUGCGGUGCGGGGACAGCCAGGCACGGCAGGGCGCACCAUUCCCCGCGCCGUCCCCAGCAACAAAGGGGAAAGACUCCAGUCCAGCUCCCAGACAAAUCUGCACCGGGUUUGAAAAAUCACUCGGACCUGCCGAAGUAAAACCUUAACAAGCACAACUGCCUUUUGAAUCAAAGUCUGCAGGUUUGCAGGGAGCAGGCUGAGGAGGAGCACGGGCAGAGAUGGCUCGUAGGGGGCUGGGUGCCCCGGGUGUGCCCUGAGCUUGAGACACGAGGAGAAAGCAGUGAGGAUCAGCACCAGCCCUUUGGACAACAGGCAACUCGGCAGACGAUGUCCUAUCAAGAUGAAUAUGGCUCAUUCAAGAAUUAACUCUCUACUCAUCUUCUACCUCAGUUUUUUGCUGCUCAUCCAUUUAAAAAAAUCACUUUGCAUGAGGAAUGAUUCCAGGUGCCUGUCAAACUCUUGCCAAAAGAACUCGACAUGUGUUGCUGGCCAUAAAGAUGACCCUUGCCUUUGUGCAGAUGCAUCAGUGGACAGUGUGGAGGAACUCUGCAAUAAAACCUCCAACCCCUGCUCCUCGAACCCUUGUCUCCAAAACGCUACCUGCCUAGGCUCUGCUGGAAACCUCAGCUUUACCUGCGAGUGCCCUGCUGGGUAUGAUGGACCUACCUGUGAUAGAGCUGACAGUGCCUGUGACACAAACCCAUGCGAGCACGGGGGCACCUGCCAAAGCGGCCUGGCCGGGCCCAGCUGCCUCUGCAGGGCGGGGUACACCGGGACGCUCUGCGAGAUGGAUCUGGAUGAGUGCACCUCCGAGCCGUGCCGCAACGGAGCGCUCUGCAGGGACGGCGUGGACGAGUAUUCCUGCUUCUGCGUCCCAGGCUACCAGGGCAAGCACUGCGACCUGGAAGUGAAUGAAUGCGCCUCAGAUCCGUGCCUGAACGGGGCAACGUGUCUCAACCAGAUAGGGCACUAUGACUGCCUCUGUCCCCUGGCCUACACAGGUACAAACUGUGAACUGGAAAUCGAUGAGUGCUUGUCCCAGCCAUGCCUGAAUGGGGGGACCUGCCACGAUUCCCUGGGGAGUUUCUCCUGCUCCUGCACGCAGGGUUUCCUCGGGGACCUCUGUGACACCGACAUCGACGAGUGCUCCAGCCAGCCCUGCCUCCACGGGGGACACUGCACGGACGGUGCCAACGGGUACAGCUGUAACUGCACCGGCACUGGAUUUAUGGGCUUGCACUGCGAGACCCUCACUCCCUUAUGUUGGUCACAACCAUGCUACAACAACGCCACUUGUGAGGACCACGCUGACAAUUACACAUGCCACUGUUGGCCAGGGUACGCGGGCUCCCGCUGCGAGGAGGACAUCGCCGAGUGCCGCAGCAACCCCUGCCUGUCCGGCGGCCACUGCGUGGAGCGCUCCUGGGCCGGCCACUACGGGCUGGUCCCGGGGCUGCCGCCGGCCUUCCGCUACGACCGGGCCGAGGGCUACAUCUGCCGCUGCCCGCCGGGCUUCGCCGGUACUCACUGUGAUGAAGACGUCAAUGAAUGUUACACGAACCCUUGCCAAAAUGGUGGGAUCUGUGAGAAUUUUCCUGGAAAUUACACUUGCCAUUGCCCACCUGCAGACAAAGAAGGGAUUUUUUAUGGUGGCUGGAACUGUACAGAAGUUUUACAUGGCUGUACUGAUCAUCAAUGCCAAAACAAUGGAAUAUGUAUCCCACAUUUAAAAAACGGCCAACACGGAUUCAGCUGCAUAUGUUCACCUGGGUAUACUGGAAUGCACUGUGAAACCAUAACGACGUUUUCUUUUCAAGGAAACAGUUUCCUUUUGUUGAAGAAUCCCCUGACCCAUAAAAAGGAUUUUUUCUAUAAUAUAAACCUGAGGUUUCAAACUGUGCAACCCACAGCUUUUCUGUUUCACCGAGGGGAGAAAGAUACAUUUGCAAAGUUGGAGUUACUGAAUGGCUACUUACACUUAUCCGUGCAAGUCAAUAAUCAGCCACAGGCUCUUUUGCGUAUCCCACACAAUGUCAGUGAUGGAGAAUGGCAUUCAGUGGAGGUAACCUUGGCAAGAGCUGUUAUUCUUAAUUUGCUUGACAGCUCUUGUGUAGAAUUGUGUCUCAAUAAAACAUCUGCUAAGAUAGAUAACGAGCCGGUGAUGUUCGCGUUUCAGAGCACGUUUUUGGGCGGCUUACCAGUGGGGAACAGCAACCCUCUACAGAACACCUUUAAUACACAUUCUACACCUUCAUUUGUAGGCUGUCUCCAGGAUAUUGAGAUAGACUUGAAUGUUAUUACUCCAGAGAAUGUAUCAUCUGGGUCAUCUUUAAAUGUCAGGACAGGAUGUGCUAAAAAGGACUGGUGUGACCCCCACCCAUGCCAGAACAGGGGACGCUGCAUCAACCUGUGGCUGAGCUACCGCUGUGACUGCUACCGGCCCUACACAGGGCCAGGCUGUGCAACAGAGUACAUUCCAGGCCGGUUUGGAUCUGAGGACUCCUCAGGCUAUGCUGCUUUUCCUGUUGAUUCCACUCAGAAUGAGAACCUCAUCAUAUCAAUGUUUGUCCGAACACGCAAACCUUCUGGCUUGUUACUGGCUCUGAGAAACAGUACUUACCUCUACAUAAGAGUCUAUUUGGAAGGUGGGAAACUCACCAUGCUAGCUCUAAAUUCCAUGAAGUUAUUAGGGAAAUACUCCGUGAACGAUGGAAACUUUUACUUAAUAACAUUAAAAAUAGAACCAAAUAAGAUGGAGUUGUUCCAGUCCUCUCACUACCUAGGCUUUAUUUCUACUCCAACACUAACCAUCCAAAGUAAGGAUAUUCUUUACAUUGGAGGCCUACCAGAUAAGAAAGAAACUGAUAGAAAUGGCAGGUAUUUCAAAGGCUGUAUCCAAGAUGUACGGGUGAAUAACCAGCCACUGGAAUUCUUCCCCAUCACCAAUCCACUGAAUUCUCUUAUCAACCGAACUCUGAUCAACGUCACCCAAGGCUGCACUGGUGACAACCUCUGCAAGUCCAACCCUUGCCACAACGGUGGUGUGUGCUAUUCAAUCUGGGAUGACUUCACUUGCGCGUGCCCCCCUAACACAGUGGGGAAGGCAUGUGAGGAAGUUAAAUGGUGUGAGCUUGGGCCCUGUCCUCAUGAAGCACAAUGCCAGCUGGUGCACCAAGGAUUUGAAUGUCUUGCUAACGCGGUGUUCAGCGGCCGGAGCAGCGCGGUAUUUUACAGAAGCAAUGGGAAAAUCAGUAGAGACCUCACCAAUAUCAUCUUUGGCUUUCGAACCAGGGACACUGACGUGAUCCUGCUGUAUGCAGAGAGGGAGCCUGAGUUUGUCGUUAUCAGUAUCCACAACUCCAAACUCCUGUUUCAAUUGCAAAGUGGCAACAGCUUCUACAGGCUGACCCUUGCGAGUUCAGUGCCUGUGAGUGAUGGCAAAUGGCACCAAGUGAUGGUCUCCAUGGUGGAGCCCCUGUCCCAGUCCUCCAGAUGGCACAUGGAUAUAGACAACAAGAAAGACACAGUAACCAGCACAGCUGCUGCAGGAAGCCUCAACUUUUUAAGAGAAGAGACAGACAUCUAUGUGGCUGACAAGGCUUUCGACAGCCUGGAUGGCCUGCGAGGGUGUAUGAGCACCAUAGAAAUCAGUGGCAUUUAUCUCUCAUACUUUGAAAAUGCUGACGUCCCUACUAAAAAACCUCAAGAGGAGCAAUUUCUCAAAAUAUCUGCAAACCCCGCUUUUACUGGGUGUUUGCAGGUAGAUUUCUGCAGCUCAGACCCCUGUAUGCAUGGGGGGAUAUGUGAAGACUUGUACACUUCCUACCACUGUGUAUGUCCCGAUGGGUGGACUGGCAGCUACUGUGAAGUCAACAUUGAUGAGUGCUCUUCAAACCCCUGCAUUCAUGGGAACUGCACAGAUGGGAUUUCCUCCUAUGGGUGCAGCUGUGAGCCUGGUUACACAGGAGAGAACUGUGAAGAGGACAUAGACGAGUGCCAUGGCCACCAGUGUGUGAAUGGGGCCACUUGCGUUGAUGGGGUUAAUGGCUACUCCUGCCUGUGUGCUGCUAACUUCACUGGGAGGUUUUGCAGAUAUCGAAGAUUACCUUACACAGUUUGUGGGAAUGAAGAGAGGAACCUCACCUGCUUCAACUACGGCAACUGCACCGACCUUGACGGCGAGCUGACCUGCGUGUGCCUGCCGGGCUUUCUGGGAGAACGGUGUGAGAAGGACAUUGAUGAGUGCAGCUCUGACCCGUGUCUGAAUGGGGGCCUCUGCCAGAACCUCCUCAACAAGUUCCACUGCCUGUGCGACGUGAACUACGCUGGCGACCGCUGUGAGAUCGAUCCCAAGACUGAAUGCCCAAUGUUGACAACACCAAGACAGUAAGUUUCAGCUGCCAGCCUCAGGAGUGUGGCAAAAUGAACAAGUAAAGCUGGGUAAGUCAACUGAACCUGACAAAUGCUGCCAGCCUGAGUUUCACCUGCUGCUCCUUCCCAGGUCCCCAAGAGCUGAGGGGGCCCCUGGUGCCUGAAAAGCUUAUUCCAGCUGUCCCAACCUGCAGGGAGGGAGGAGAAGGUCUCACCCAGCGUGGGGGUCAGCUCCAGGCUCUCCUCGGAUGGUGUCACAGAACAUCCCAGAGCUUCAGGCAGCAAGGUCAGGCCAAGUUACUGGGGAGCAUCAGGCUGGUGUCUUAAUGAGAAGCAUGUCUGUACCUGCUGUGACUUUUAUCCUCCCCAGAGCUCUUGCAGCCUAUUGAAAAAGACUGGUGUGGCCAGUAAAACAUUUUCUAAAUGACACCAUUCUCUGAAAUGCCCUGUUCUAUUUCCACUGCGGGUCAGCUGCCUCAAAUGAUACAACCUCAGGAAAUCAGAGGGGUUUGAAACCACUCACUAGCAUGUUCUAACAUCAUACUGAACCCAGCAGUGCUUGAGGACCAGUGGAGAGAGGACUGAGUCCCUGUUCACAAGUGAUGCCCUCAGCUUGCAGCACCUACGGUCAGCGUAGCCAGCCCAUGAUAUUCCUGCUGGCAUUCUUCCUCAAGCAGGGAGCAAGCCCUGGGGCAGCAGAACUGUCAAAGAGCAGAAGCCAACUCUCACCUGUCAGCUUUCCUGAGGCUCCCAAGAUCUAGACAGGGAGCAGGCUGUUGGAAGGAAAUAAACACUCUGGGCUAUGUAACUUACAUCCUGCAAGGCUGCUUGUUGCUGGAAGCAUAAAGGGCAUUUCCUGGUACUUCUGAUUUUCUCUCUGUAGUACCUUACUAAGUUGAGAAAACCCUCAUCAUGGCAACUAUUUGUACAGCACAGAUAAACUUGUUACAGUCUGAUGGUAGGCUAUUGAAAUAAGAUUAUUUCAUCAACUGAAGUAAAUUUUUACUUUUCUUAGCCUAGCAGAAUCAGUGUAACUGAGCUGGGAAAAAGCUGGAGUUUAUUUGUUUUCACAUCAUUUGCGUGGCUGUAGAUCACCCACCGUGGCAGAAUCAUUACCAUUGAUGGUAGGAGCCAGAGAGCGCUCAGCUUUAUUCCAGUGCCAGGUCGAAUGUGGGGUAAGAAGAAACAUCUUUAGAUUUAUAAAAUGAGCAGCUCUGCUCUGGAAGUCAUUGGAAACGUCACAAUGCCAUUUCUGCCAUUGUUUUUCAGAGCAGAACAACGCCUUAAUACCCUUUGCUAUUUUGUAUUAGUCUGCCUUCAAAACACAGGAUUUAACUAAAACUUCUAAAAGGAUGUUGCACGAAACACAUUUAAUGUGUGUCAAAACAUAAGGUACAAAAACAUUAGGAUGCAAAGACAAUAAGGUUAUCUAAUGUGUCUUAGCUGGGAAAGACAUGAAAGCUCUUCACAAGGCCAGGAUUGCUGCACGCAUCAGUGAAAAGCAGUUGAAUAUUUAAUGUGUGUGGUAAAUAUAAGCAGAAAAGGGAGCCCAGAUGACAUAUGACAGCAUAACACUCUGCAGAACAGGAAUCAGCUCAAGCAUGGUGUUCACAUAACACCUGAGUAUUCAGACUAACACAUUUUGCCUGUACACCAUCCUUUCUGUUGCAAUGGCAUUGUCUUCCCUAUUCUCACCUUCUGAUGUUUUCCCUGUGGACCCACAUCCACAUCACAUGGGCAUUUACUUCAGUCAUUGCUCACUUUAUAACACAUUCAUGCACUCCAUGCCUGUGUUGUUCAGAUACUAAAUUUUAUGUCAUUUUUUUUCUUGUAUGGUUCAUGAGACUUAAUGUUCUGUCUAUUUUUUCAGUUCUUGAUAUGAAGCUCCAUUCCUAAUAACAUCUGAAAAAAAUUACACACUUUACUAGGCUUAUGGAAUGUUAUUCCACUGAAAAGGAAUAAAAAGAAUUUGUGUUCCUGA
Molecule: messenger RNA, 6393 nt
Organism: Corvus hawaiiensis (hawaiian crow)
Lineage: Eukaryota; Metazoa; Chordata; Aves; Passeriformes; Corvidae
Gene: CRB1
Product: crumbs cell polarity complex component 1
Exons: 12
Coding region: 382-4431 (1349 amino acids)
Biological process (GO): heterophilic cell-cell adhesion; establishment or maintenance of epithelial cell apical/basal polarity
Cellular component (GO): plasma membrane; protein-containing complex
Molecular function (GO): calcium ion binding
Source: RefSeq, a predicted model, not a curated record